Molecule: messenger RNA, 831 nt
Organism: Penicillium expansum
Lineage: Eukaryota; Fungi; Ascomycota; Eurotiomycetes; Eurotiales; Aspergillaceae
Product: Major facilitator superfamily domain, general substrate transporter
Exons: 2
Coding region: 1-831 (276 amino acids)
Biological process (GO): transmembrane transport
Cellular component (GO): membrane
Molecular function (GO): myo-inositol:proton symporter activity
Source: RefSeq, a predicted model, not a curated record
AUGGCCGACCUCAAAGAUGUUGAGGCGCCCCAAAAUACGCACAGCGAAGAUAAGGAUGCCGCUGCCUUCGAGAUGGACGAUGUGAAAGACCCAAAGCUUCAAAAUAAGAGAAACGAAACCGUCAUGGAUGCAGAGCUGCUGCAGCUUGAAGAGCAAGUGCACAGUCUUCCCAGAUCUCGCUUCGAGAUGACCCUAUCCAACCCUGUAAUCUUUACCUACAUCCUCGUGGCUUUCGCAUCGAUGGGAGGUAUGCUGUCUGGACUUGACCAGUCACUUAUCAGUGGUGCAAGCCUUUACCUUCCCAUUGACCUAGGCCUGUCCUCAGCGGACAACAGCCUAGUCAACGCCGGAAUGCCGCUCGGAGCCGUUUUCGGUGCUCUUCUUUCUCCAGCGAACGAGUACCUCGGUCGUCGUAUGGCCAUCAUCGUAUCCUGUAUUCUGUAUACAAUCGGCGCCGCCCUGGCGGCAGGCGCCAUAAACUUCGGAAUGGUUUUCGCUGGCCGAUUCAUUCUUGGAGCUGGUGUCGGUUUAGAGGGUGGUACCGUCCCAGUGUAUAUCGCAGAGUGUGGCGAAGUCCUCGGCUACGCUAUCGCUGCCAUGUUCCUCAGCGUCGAAGGAAACUGGCGUUACAUCCUAGGCUCUUCAUUGGUAUUUUCGACAAUCCUUUUCGUGGGCAUGCUCUUCCUGCCAGAGAGUCAUCGCUUCCUCAUGCACAAGGGACGCGUGAUUGAAGCUUACGCAGUAUGGAAGAUGAUUUGCGGGUUCAACGACUUCGAAGCCAAAGAUGAGUUCCUCGUCAUGCUCCAAGCUGUCACAGCCGAGAGCCAAUAG